UUUUUUGUUCGACCUUCAAUAUUCUUACCGAUAAUACAAAGUAGGGCCAUAGCUAAUAUUGUGCCUCGCGACGCGUUCAAGGAUAGUCAAUAUCAGUUCCAUACGUUCAAGUGAUUACAACAAGUUGUCAGUUAUCAUGUUUAAAAAACAAGAAUCUUUAUUACAUGAUGUGGUCGGUGGAGCAGCAAUUGGUAUUGCAGUUGGCAUGAUAAUGGAGAAGGUUUUGUCACCUCGUACUCCGAUUGCAAAUUCUUCCACUUAUGGCAUGCAUAGUCCAGUGCAAUGGCAAUCUGGAAGUAAUCAAUUGCAGUACGUCCCAAAUCCACACCAUUGUCAUAGAAUUUGUCCAUCACCAUGCAAGCAUUAUAAACAGAAACACUGUAGCAAUGGUUUGCAUUCUGAGUAUGAAGAUUCUUCUAUCGACGAUAACAUGAGUUCUCUACAGUCGUCCAGAAUAUACGAUACUAGCACUGGAGAAUAUACAUCUUCAUCAAAGAUAUUUCCACACAUACCAUAUGACAGCACACAAUCGACUUCUUUUAAGACGAGAACUUCCAACACUGUUGCUUCAUGUAAAAUAACAAAAGAUAAUUUAACUACACCUGAUAAAAUGACAACAUUGCCCAAGAAACAAGAUUCUUCUCAAUCAAAGACUGAUGCGUCGAAGAAGCAAAGUAUAAAAGAUAAAUCUGUUGAAUCAAAAUCGAAUGUAUCAAAGAAGGAAAUCAAAAAAAAGGAUUUAACAAUCCCAGCCUAUAAGCAGAAAGUGAAUACAGUAAAUAAGCCUUCAGUUAGAAAUUGUACAUGCUCGACAAGAAAGAUAGAUGAAGCACUUACUGAUUUGCCUAAAAAAUAUAAAAUGCCUUUGUUUGAAAUGUCUUCUAAGAGCAAAACCGUCCAUUCUUCUAAGACUGAAUCUGCAGAUAUAAAAUCUAAGGUUUCUGCUCGUUCUCAAGGAGUGAAAGAAUCUGUGAAUACUUCAAAGUUAGUAAAAGCUUUACCUGAUUUAAGUACAGAAACAUCUAAAUCGGAGACAUUGAUCAAGUCUUCUAAAGACAAGACUGUUACAGAGAAAAGCAAGUACCAUGGUAUCAAAUCAUCUACUAUCUUAGAUGCUCCUUCUUUUUCACAAACUAAACAUGUUAAAUCUCUGAGUGAAACGGGUAAUCUUGCGACUUAUCACCUUACAAAGUAUAUUGAUUUGGAUUUUACAAAAACUGAGACAUCCUGUUCAAAUACUCAGAAUGAGAAAGAAAAUAUUCGUGACUUAUUGGAGUUCUGGUAGCAUUCACGGGAGAAAAGGGAAAAAUAACGCUUAAAUUAUAAUAAUGAGCGUUAUUUAAAUUAUUUUAACUAAAUGAAUAUGUAUUUCUGGUGCGCCACAAUGUCGUUUUUAUGUAUUGUUUCUGUGAGUAAUAAAUAAACGGUACCCUUUCCUAAAUAAUAACUUUGUACUAGAAUAAAUAAAUAUUUUACAAACAGA
Molecule: messenger RNA, 1483 nt
Organism: Cephus cinctus (wheat stem sawfly)
Lineage: Eukaryota; Metazoa; Arthropoda; Insecta; Hymenoptera; Cephidae
Exons: 4
Coding region: 137-1285 (382 amino acids)
Source: RefSeq, a predicted model, not a curated record